AUGGCUACAUCAAUUGGUAAAACACAUUGUACUAUUUGUAAUAAAGAAAAAGUUACAUACAAAUGUGUUGGAUGUUCCGAAGAAUUUUGUUAUAAACAUUUAGGUGAUCAUCAACAAGAAUUAAGUAAACAAUUUGAUGAAAUUGAACUCAAUCGUGAUAUAUUUCGUCAAUCACUUACAGAUAAUGUUCAACAAUUAAAUGAUCAUCGUUUAUUUCAAGAAAUCAAUCAAUGGGAACAAAAUUCAAUUGAAAUUAUUCGACAAACAGCAGAAGAAACAAGAGAAUUAUUAAUUGAAAGUUUAAAUGAAUAUUUUCAUGAAAUGGAAAAAAAAAUUAAAUAA
Adineta steineri is the source of this 342-nucleotide messenger RNA. The record is from the annotation of a GenBank genome assembly. Lineage: Eukaryota; Metazoa; Rotifera; Eurotatoria; Adinetida; Adinetidae.